Molecule: messenger RNA, 981 nt
Organism: Mesitornis unicolor (brown roatelo)
Lineage: Eukaryota; Metazoa; Chordata; Aves; Mesitornithiformes; Mesitornithidae
Gene: HP
Product: haptoglobin
Exons: 5
Coding region: 1-981 (326 amino acids)
Biological process (GO): proteolysis; acute inflammatory response
Molecular function (GO): serine-type endopeptidase activity
Source: RefSeq, a predicted model, not a curated record
AUGCCCCUUGGGCUGGAGGACACAGCCUGGCUCAGCCGAGCGGAACCCACGGUGCUGCUGAUCGCUGGCCUGGCCUGGACUGUGCUGGAGACCACAGCUGCCACCGAGUGGAGCUGUGCGAAGCCUGCGGAGAUCGAGCACGGCUACGUGGAGCACCUGAUCCGGUACCGCUGCGACCCGCACUACCAGCUGCGCGGCAGCGAUGGCAUCUACAAAUGUGACGAGGACCACGCCUGGGUGAGCCUCGAUGCUGGCAAGGAGACCCCUGUCUGUGAGCCAGGGAAGGGCAACUUCCCGUGGCAGGGCCGGUUGGUGCCCCACCACAACCUCACCGCGGGGGCCACGCUCAUCAGUGACCAGUGGCUGCUGACCACGGGCAGAAAUGUCUACCUGGGCCACAGUGAGGAUGCCCAGCCUGAGGAGAUCGCCUCCACGCUGCAGCUCUUCCUGGGAGGCCGGGGGCAGCCAGCCUUGGCCAUUGAGCGUGUGGUGCUGCACCCUGGCUACCCAGGGGCUGUGGAUCUGGCCCUGCUGAAGCUCAAGGAGAAGGUGCCCCUCGGAGACGAGGUGAUGCCCAUCUGCCUGCCCCAGAAGGACUAUGUGCGCCCAGGGCGGGUGGGUUAUGUCUCGGGCUGGGGCCGUGGCGCCACCUUUGCCUUUUCCGAGAUGCUGAAGUACGUGAUGCUGCCAGUGGCGGAGAGCGAGAGCUGCAGGCAGUACUAUGAGGCGCGCAACGCGUCUCACUGGGUCCAGCCCAUCCUCAGCAACGACACCUUCUGUGCGGGCAUGAGUGAGCUGCGGGAGGACACGUGCUACGGUGAUGCUGGUGGUGCCUUCACUGUCCAGGACCCUGAUGACGACACCUGGUACGCAGCUGGCAUCCUCAGCUUCGACAAGACCUGCACAUCCUCCAAGUACGGCGUCUACGUGGAUGUGCGGCGCGUCCUGGACUGGGUCAAGGAGACGGUGGCGGCCGGCUGA